Molecule: messenger RNA, 1192 nt
Organism: Linum tenue
Lineage: Eukaryota; Viridiplantae; Streptophyta; Magnoliopsida; Malpighiales; Linaceae
Source: the annotation of a GenBank genome assembly
AUGCACCAGCAGCCUCCAUCCUCACUUGCUUCGACCUCCAUCCUCUGUUCCUCCCUCAAGACUGGCGACCCCCAGCCCUCCGUCCAGCUCGACGUCGCCCCGCUGUCCGACCCCAGCCCUCCGACCCCCAGCCCCAGCCCUCCGACCCCCAGCCCCAGCCCUCGCCUUCCGACCCCCAGCCCUCCGUCCCUCACGACGAGUCACGACCGCCGCCUCCACCUCGACGUCGCCCCGCCGCCCUCCUUCUCCUCGCCCCGUCGCCGCCUACACCUCGACGUCGCCCCGCCGCCCUCCUUCUCGUCGCAACAGCUCGUCCGUCGGCCGUCGCCCAUUUUGAAGCCGCACCAGCAGGCCAGCUCGUCCGUCGAAUUAAUGGCGAGACCUCCGGCUCCACGUGGUGGACGUGGUGGACGAGGUGCACCAUCCGCUGAGACUGCUUCUCGUGGUGGGAGACCUCCGGCCCCUCGAGGUCGUGGUGGUGCGGGUGCCUCAGCCCCUCCUACUCAGAAUCGGGGUCGUGGUGGACGUACAGGGAGUCGGCCUGUUCAGUCUGCUGAACCGUCGGCAUCGGCAUCAAUUGCAUCGACUCCCGCCCAUGCCGGUAGUGGAAGUACACCUGCUACUGAGCCUCCUUCAGCAGAAACGGUUAAUCCGGCUCCAAAUAAAGCUCCUGUAGAUCCCUUCAAUCUAGGGAAAUGGUUGGAGACAGCAGGUACAGCUGAUUGCUGGAAGGACUUUACGAGGGUGGCGGAAAAUGAAUAUCCGUUUGGAGAGUGCAAGCAUUGUCACACUAGGAUCAAAGCACAUCCAUCCAAGAACGGCACUUCUGCAAUGAAUACCCAUCGGCUCAAAUGUUUGGCUAAGGUUGCAGCAUCCAAGGAUCAGACUGUUCUGAACUUGCAGGCCGCAGAUGGUAGUCAAACAAUCCAUCAUUAUGUUGCUCUCUCGCUCUCUUCUUUCUACCUCGACUCAGCCUGCAAGGACUCUAGAGCCACCUUCGCGGAUCCUUCUCUCUGUCAAACUCCAUCAAUUCAUUCGCUCUGCUGCGCUCCUGAUCGAGGGAAGAACUUCGAGACACAGUCGCUGUUCCGCCGGCUGCCUCAUGGUGAAGAAGACGAUAUGAAGACCUGCCAGGUAAGCGACGAGUAAAUCGGAGUUCAUGGUGGUUGUUGUGGCAAGUGAUUGACGGAGA